Messenger RNA from Pseudophryne corroboree (corroboree frog), 4422 nucleotides. RefSeq names its product zinc finger DHHC-type palmitoyltransferase 22 (gene ZDHHC22). Gene Ontology annotation, biological process: protein palmitoylation. The record is from RefSeq and is a predicted model, not a curated record. The transcript has 3 exons. Gene Ontology annotation, cellular component: Golgi apparatus. NCBI's taxonomy places the organism in Eukaryota, Metazoa, Chordata, Amphibia, Anura, Myobatrachidae. Gene Ontology annotation, molecular function: palmitoyltransferase activity. Bases 229 to 960 code for a protein of 243 amino acids.
GGGCAGGUAUCUGGGUAGAGGGGGAGGAGUGUGGUCGGUGAGUUAGAUGUUAUAGAAGAUGCCACCUCAGGAGGAGACAGGACCAGCACAGUCGACAGGCUGGAAUCUCGCAUCCUGCCCAAGGAACGCUGAUCUUCUGGUAACAACUUUGGGACUAAUGCACCACAAACACCAACCAUCAUCUCUGGGCAGACUACCGGCCAUGCAGAGACGGCAGAAGGUCCCAGGAUGGUGGUCCUACAGCUACUGAACCUUAUGGCCCCUUUUUACUUCCUCUGCCUCCUUGCAGUCACUUUCUGCCUCCAGCUGUUCUUCUUCCUCCCCGGCAUGUGUGACGACCACUCGCUGCCUCUCUCUGGCCUUCUGCACAGUUCUCUGUUCUUCUUCUUUCUGGUCAAUGUCAUAGGGAAUUACUUCCUGGUCAUCUGGAACAGUCCUGCCGCCAACGUGGUGGGUGCCAGUGCUGCGAUGACUGAUAAACCAUUUUGCCAGAUAUGUGUCCGAGUGUUGUGGGACCAAGAGCACCACUGCUUCUUCACUGGGACCUGCAUCAGCCGGAGCAAUCUGCGCAGCUUUGUCUUGUUCUGCCUACAUGCCUCCUGCAGUUGUUUCCACGCAUUGGUGUCAGGAGUGGGAUACAUUUCAAAGAGUUUCUCCUUCUCUUUCGCCGAUCCUUUGACUUUCCUCCGGUUGCUGCCUCUCUCUGUCACACGCUUCUUCUCAGGUUCUCUUCUCAGCUCAGAGAUGUUGGCCGUCCUGAUGCUUUACCUCUGGUUAGGGGUGGGUUUGGCCUGUGCUGCCUUCUGCUGCCACCAGCUGCUACUGAUAUCCAGGGGACCAGGCUUCCACAAGAAGCCCACCGAGGAGACCAGCACCAUCAACUGGACGGAGAACUUGACGAGUGUCUUCGGGAGACGGUGGCUGCUGGCAAUUUUGGUGCCCAAGGCUAAGAAAAAUUGAUGACAGGGACAGGACACUUACCGUGUUGAACUUUCACUAUAGACUAUGCUCAGAUAUAUAGAGCGUGCAUUACCCUAUUGCUUUGUAGAGACACAGUGGAGACUUGUCACUGUUAGAGUGACCUCACUUUGUAAUAUGUUGUGUGAGGUAUCCUCGCUGCUAGAUCCCCUCAGUGCCUGCACAUAUAACCAGACCUACUCACAGCGCUGUAUUUAUAGCAAACUACCACUAUAUAAUAAUCUCUAUAUGAUAUAAUAUAAAUAGCUAGACCUCACAGCUCUAUAACCACAGCUGGAUCCCUACAUGAUCUUUUCUCACUGGUUAGAAUGGUAUUACUAGUAGCUUUUUUUUUUUAUGAGGCGCCACAAACGUCCGCAGUGCCAUAUAAUGAAAACAAGACUCUUAAAAAAGGCGCCACAACCGUCCGCAGUGCCGUAUAGAGCAAACUAGACUGGGUAAAGGCGCCACAACCAUCCGCAGUGCCGUAUAGAGAAAACAAGACUGGGUAAAGGUGCCACAACCAUCCGCAGUGCAGUAUAGAGCAAACAAGACUGGGUAAAGGCGCCACAACCGUCUGCAGUGCAGUAUAGAGCAAACAAGACUGGGUAAAGGCGCCACAACCAUCCGCAGUGCAGUAUAGAGCAAACAAGACUGGGCAAAGGCGCCACAACCGUCCGCAGUGCCGUAUAGUGGACCCAGGGGAAGGGUGAAACAAGAAUGGACAUACGCAAGCUUACAUCUUAUAAGGAAAGGGACCUCACAUGAACACCAUACCAUGUUAUAGACCUCCCGGUAGCCAUGCAUAAGUCCGUGACACGCCUCAUCAGCAACCAAUACCUGCAGCUAGAACUCCCCACAGCUCUGUACAUUUUUUUUUAGAUCUUCUCAAUAGUCUACACCAAUUUCAAGAGUUCCUUGCAGCUCUGGGCCUGAUUCCGAUUUGUAUGGAACUGCACAGCUGCAGGGUAGCGGCUGUGCAAGUCUGUACAAAUAAAAUAAAAAUGCAGCAGGAGGCGUCUGUGGGCUAUAGACACCUCCUGCACGAAUCUGCGAUCUGAGUGCCACGCCUGAGGAUGCAGCAUGGUAUCACCAACGUGACCAUCAGUCGUGACUUACGAUGGCAGCAGACCGUGGUCAGUCUGCGUAAGCCGGGGCUUACUGAGACUGCCUAGUAUAUCUACACAUCUCUGCUACUAAGGCUACAUAUCCUUCAGUGCCUAUAUGACUUUCUAGACCCCAUUAAGUUCCCUGUAUCAGUCCCGAGACCUCUACACACAUCUGUAUGGAUAGCUAGGCCAUCAAUUAUACCAGUAGCUAUAUGCCUUAAUUCCCUAUAUCAGUACCUAGAACUAUACACAUCUCUAUAAAGGCAGUCCUCCUUUUUAGGGACAAAUACAAGCACCCAAGCCACUGAGUUCUACUUACGCAUAGGUCUUCACAAUAAGCUAUACAAGGAACCAGUUCUCCUGAACACCCACAUGUGAUCAUGGAAGCUGAGUGAGGUCCUUACAAUAUGUCAGUGCAGCAGAUUACUGCCGGAUAUGUGCUCUAUAUGAUCAGUAGUAGCUGGGCUCACAGCUUGUUACUCCUAUGCAUUCUAUAACACCAAUAACUAGUGAUUAGUGCUGCGUUAUUAGUAGCUGGAUCUUCUAUAGGCACCACGCUGUUAUAUAAAGCCUCUUGCAUACUCUCGUUUUUAGCAACGUUACCCGUUGAGUACAUCUUGCCAUAUACCCCAAUACACCAACCAUAUGAUUGCUAGAUGUCCUCUGUGAUAUAUACCAGUCUGGAUUUACCAGAUCCUCACACAGUGACACGUCAUCCCCUUUAGGCGGUAUAACAUUGUGCUAAUAAGUUGCUGUGCUCUGACUGACAAAUCACUGCUCUGUUCUGACAACAAGGAGGACCACGUUAUAGGGUGAAAUUCAUGGACUUUUUUUUGUUAACACUACCAUAUACAGAUGCGCCCACACACACCUUUCCCCAAUUUAGCCGUAUGGCUAAAUUAGGCGUGCCAUCUAAUCUGUAACAUAGCCACACCUUGCGAUUUUUCUUACAAUAUGCUACUUUAUAUGAAUUCUUUUGAAGAAAAAAAAAAAUUGGGAAUCCAUCCAAUCUCUACUCGCGGUGAAGCAUCUUAGCCAUGCCAAUCAUUCCGUGCCAAAAGAAGCAAAAAGGGAAAUGGUGUAUAAGGACAUAUCUGUAUGACCAUUUGUUUAACAGGCUAACUGGGUCUGCGCCCUCCCCAGUCCCACCAACCGGGUCUCCACCCUCCCCAGUCCCAACAAUCACGUCCCCACCCUCCCCAGUCCCAACAACCAGAUCUCCACCCUCCCCAGUCCCCAAAACCAGGUCUCCACCCUCCCCAGUCCCAACAACCAGGUCUCCACCCUCCCCAGUCCCACCAACCGGGUCUCCACCCUCCCCAGUCCCAACAAUCAGGUCCCCACCCUCCCCAGUCCCAACAACCAGAUCUCCACCCUCCCCAGUCCCCAAAACCAGGUCUCCACCCUCCCCAGUCCCAACAAUCAGGUCUCCACACUCCCCAGUCCCAAUAACCAGGUCUCCACCCUCCCCAGGCCGAACAACCAGGUCUCCACCCUCCCCAGUCCCAACAACUGGGUCUCCAUCCUCCCCAGUCCCAACAACAGGGUCUCCACACUCCCCAGUCCCAAUAACCAGGUCUCCACCCUCCCCAGGCCGAACAACCAGGUCUGUGCCCUCCCCAGUUCCAACAACCAGGUGUCCACCCUCCCCAGUCCCAACAACCAGGCCUCCAUCCUCCCCAGUCCCAACAACCGGGCCUGUGCCCUCCCCAGUCCCAACAUCCAGGUACCAGCCCCCUGUCAUGAUAACUGGGUCUAUGAACUACCCAGUAAGGACAACCAGGUCAGCUCACUGCAUACGCAUGACAGACAAGCUUCUGCACUCCCCAUGACAACCAUGCUCUCUUUGCACCUCCCACACCCUUACCUAGCCAGAGGUUCUGCCAACUGGCUCCUACUCCCCAAUACUGGUGGUCCCACAAAUCAGCACCUCCCCCCCCCCCCCCCCCCACACACACAGACACACAAGUCAUGAUGUUUUACUGUGACUUACAGUAAACCCUUGGAAGCACUAGUUAAUAGAAAACACCACUCUGUAUUACCCAGUCACUCAUUGCACUAUAUUGUUAAUUCAGAUUGUCUUACUGUUCUACCUAAACGAUCACGCUUCCUAUACAUUAAUAGAUCUACUUGAUAGUUUCAGGAGAUUAGUAUCAAAUGUGGACAAAUAUCUAUUCAGAAGUUAGCAAAUUAUGAAAUACAACCUGUUGUCUCUCAGUCACACGCACGCACACAACCACACGCUACAAAUCACUGAUAUUCACAGAUUGCAAGCGACAAACAAUGAUCAGGUUUUAUUUUUGUAUUCAAAUGUAUUGGUUUGAAAAAUGCAAUAAAGAACACAUGGUGUGUAGUA